Molecule: messenger RNA, 1545 nt
Organism: Necator americanus (New World hookworm)
Lineage: Eukaryota; Metazoa; Nematoda; Chromadorea; Rhabditida; Ancylostomatidae
Exons: 14
Coding region: 1-1545 (514 amino acids)
Biological process (GO): DNA repair; negative regulation of transcription by RNA polymerase II; chromatin remodeling
Cellular component (GO): nucleus; Swr1 complex; NuA4 histone acetyltransferase complex
Molecular function (GO): transcription corepressor activity
Source: RefSeq, a predicted model, not a curated record
AUGAACAUCUUGAGGAAUCAAUCUGACAUUUGUACUAAGAACCCAGCUCAUUCUCUAGUAGCGCAGUACAAUUGUUCAUCGGAAUCAGCACAAUUGGGAAAGAUGAUUGGAGACGUCAAGUCGAUCAUCACUGGAGACACGAAGGAAAAAGACGACACGUCAGCGAAACCAAUAUCCCUUACGAGCAUCAGCAAAAAGAAUGCCAGACGAACCGAAACCUUUAAACGACCGGAGAAAAUGCAUCGAGAACUGUACAAUCUUAUAGGGAGUGCCGAAACGAAGGAUGCUGGCGCUGUAGUCCCGACCGAAAUCAGAAAAGGAUUUCGUCAGCUGAACGCACAGCUGGCUGGACGUCCUGCCCGUAAGUACAAAUGGGUUCCUUUCAUUAAUGAAGCACGUAACGACAAUCUUCAACUAUAUCACUGGCAGCGGAUUGAUAAACUUGAAAAUCCUGAGCCUUAUCCAUUCGCAAAGUUCAACAAGGUAAUCAACAUUCCCGACUUCACGGACGAAGAGUAUGAAAAAUACUUCAAAGUAGCAAAGUGGAGUCUCGAGGAAACCCGACAUCUUUUUGAUGUUUGCCGACGUUUUGACAUUCGAUGGCCUAUUGUGCACGAUCGCUAUAAUAGAGAAAAGUAUGGACCCAGGUCAAUGGAGGACAUGAAGGACCGGUUUUAUGCGAUCACAAAUGAGCUUGCAUUAUUGAAGGAUCCAAACUGUGAACCGAUUUGUUUCGAUGCCGAUCAUGAGCGGAGACGUAAAGAACAAUUGAACAAGCAGUGGAAUCGAACUAAAGAGCAGCUGGAGGAAGAGGAAAUGCUUCUCGCUGAAUUGAAGCGAAUUGAAGUUCGUAAAAGGGAACGCGAGAAAAAGGCACAAGAUCUUCAAAAACUCAUUAAUAUGGCUGAGGCACCUGCCAGCCCGUCGGUGAGCGGAGCUUGCAUGUCUCCUGCCUUAGGGAAGAAGAAGGGCACUUUGCGUCAGAAGGCAGGAACGGCAACGGUGACCACUGCUACCAAUCUCAGCUUCAACCCUGUUGACAUCUCUGUAUCAGCCAUUCGAUUCCCUGAGUUCAAAUCAGCAGGUGCGCAUUUGCGUAGCCAAGAAAUGAAACUGCCAACGAAUAUUGGGCAGAAAAAGCUCAAGAAUAUCGAAGUAGUGCUGAGCAAAUGCAAAUUAGAGAUGAAUCCUAUGGGUACAGAGGCAAUCGUGGCGGCUUACAAUGAGUUCCGAUCACAGAUCAUUUUACUGCAGGAAUUGAAAUCUACGCUUCAAACAGCUGAAUUUGAGCUUGAAACACUGCGCAAUCGGUUAACCGAAGAAGGAAAGGAACCCUUCGAAAUUGAGUCGCGCAUGCGAAUAUCUAACCUGAAUGAGGGUGGGCUGGAUCCGGAAGAAAUCACUGGUGAAGAGGGAGCUCCGAGUACCAUUCGACGGAUUACCUCUUAUAUUGAUACCUCAACGACUGCCCCGUUACUGGUACGGAAAAGGAAACUGGGUGUUGGCUCAUCAUCGCUAGACGCUGUAAGGACGAGAAAAACAUAG